Messenger RNA from Spinacia oleracea (spinach), 2886 nucleotides. RefSeq names its product cryptochrome-1. Gene Ontology annotation, molecular function: deoxyribodipyrimidine photo-lyase activity; DNA binding; FAD binding. The coding region runs from base 433 to 2472 and encodes 679 amino acids. Gene Ontology annotation, biological process: circadian regulation of gene expression; entrainment of circadian clock by photoperiod; blue light signaling pathway. The record is from RefSeq and is a predicted model, not a curated record. NCBI's taxonomy places the organism in Eukaryota, Viridiplantae, Streptophyta, Magnoliopsida, Caryophyllales, Amaranthaceae. The transcript is spliced from 5 exons. Gene Ontology annotation, cellular component: cytoplasm; nucleus.
UGAAAAAGUUGUGGCUGAAAUUUGCUAUUCAAUUUUCUUUGUAUCCCCCACUCAAGCAGUAGCAGACAUUACUAACCACUUAUCCUCUUUCUUCUUCUCCAACCUUGCUCUGAAAAUUUUCUCUCUCCUCCCAUGUGGAGUCACCUGUGACUUCUCAAUCCUAUUGCUUUCAUGUUCUUGUACCCCAAAAUCAUGGAGUUAUAAUUUCACCACCCUCAAUUAUCUUGAUAAAGAAAGAAAUUAUACAAUCAUUAAACCCCCAAACCCACACACACAAAUUAAAAACCCACCUAAUCAAAUGUCCUUUUUAUUAAACUUACCAUAAUAAAUACCAAAGAUCUUCAAAUUUUGCAGAUUCCCCCUUUAGAUGUAUAAAUAGGACUUUUUUUUAAUUAUUAUUCUUUUUAUUAAUUGACAAAAAAUUGCAGAAAAAUGGUGGAUGGGUGUACAAUAGUAUGGUUGAGGAGGGAUCUAAGGGUAGAAGAUAAUCCAGCUUUAGCAGCAGCAGUGAGAGCAGGAUCAGUAAUUUGUGUUUUUAUUUGGGCACCUGAAGAAGAAGGCCAUUAUUACCCAGGAAGAGUUUCAAGGUGGUGGUUGAAACAUAGUUUAGCACAGCUUGAUUCUUCUUUGAAAAGUCUUGGUACUUGUCUUGUUACCAAGAGAUCUACUGAUAGUAUUUCCUCACUUAUUGAGAUUCUUAAGUCUACUGGUGCUUCUCAGCUCUUCUUCAAUCAUUUAUAUGAUCCUCUGUCACUUGUUAGGGAUCACCGUGCAAAAGAAGUAUUAACAGCACAUGGUAUAACCGUGCGCUCCUUCAAUGCUGAUCUUCUGUAUGAACCAUGGGAAGUUGUUGACGAGACAGGCCAACCGUUUAAUACCUUUACUUCUUUCUGGGAAAGAUGCCUUAGCAUGCCUUUUGAUCCCGAGGCUCCACUUCUUCCACCUAAGAGGAUAAUCUCUGGAGAUAUUUCGAAGUGCCCAUCAGACACAUUGGUAUUUGAAGAUGAUUCAGAAAAAGGAAGUAAUGCCUUACUUGCUAGAGCAUGGUCACCUGGUUGGAGCAGUGCUGAUAAAGCUUUAACCACUUUCGUCAAUGGACCUUUGAUUGAAUACUCAGAGAAUCGAAGAAAGGCUGAUAGUGCAACAACCUCCUUUCUCUCUCCUCACCUUCACUUUGGAGAGGUCAGUGUACGAAAGGUCUUCCACCUAGUACGCAUCAAGCAAGUCUCAUGGGCAAAUGAAGGGAACACAGCAGGUGACGAGAGUUGCAAUUUGUUUCUGAAAUCAAUCGGUUUGAGAGAAUACUCAAGAUAUAUGAGCUUUAACCACCCGUAUAGCCACGAGAGGCCUUUACUUGGGCACCUCAAGUUUUUCCCGUGGGUGGUGGAUGAAAGCUACUUCAAGGCGUGGAGACAAGGUAGAACGGGUUAUCCUUUGGUUGAUGCUGGUAUGAGAGAGUUGUGGGCUUCUGGUUGGCUACAUGAUAGAAUACGGGUUGUUGUUUCUAGCUUCUUUGUGAAGGUUCUGCAACUUCCAUGGAGGUGGGGGAUGAAGUACUUCUGGGAUACCCUUUUGGAUGCUGAUCUUGAAAGUGAUGCCCUUGGCUGGCAAUAUAUAACGGGGACUCUCCCUGAUGGCCGUGAGGUUGACCGAAUAGAUAAUCCUCAGUUUGAAGGCUACAAAUUCGAUCCAAACGGAGAAUAUGUAAGGCGGUGGCUCCCAGAACUUGCAAGGCUACCAACAGAAUGGAUCCAUCACCCAUGGAAUGCCCCGGAAUCCGUACUACAAGCUGCAGGGGUAGAGUUAGGGUCAAAUUACCCACUUCCCAUUGUAGGAAUAGAUGCAGCAAAAGUAAGACUCCAAGAAGCGCUUACAAGUAUGUGGGAACAAGAAGCAGCUUACAGGGCAUCUAUUGAGAAUGGGACAGAAGAAGGUCUCGGCGAUUCUGCCGAAUUUGCCCCUAUUGAAUUUCCUCAAGAUUUACGGAUGGAUAUUGAUCGUGAACCCGCGAGGAACGAUAACAACCAAAAUGAGGUUAACCGGCCCCGUCAUGAGGACCAGAUGGUGCCUAGCAUCACCACAACCUUGUUUAGGGUUGAUGAUUAUGAAACUUCUUCAGAGGUUCAACAACAUUCAGUGGGAAAUGUGAGAGCAGAGGUUCCAAGAAAUCAAGGGGUUGAACAAUCUCCAAGAAGAAAUAAUAAUGUGAUUCCACCACCACAACCACCACGGGUAAACAUCACGUACGGGUUGCAGAAUAUAGAGAUAGAAGAGUCUACAGCUGACUCAUCAAGUACUUCUGGUGGUAGCCGGAGUAGUGGGGUGGUUCCUGUUUGGUCUCCUUCGAGUUCUACAUUUGCAGAUCAGUAUAUUAGUGAUGAAGCGGGAAUGGGACAAGGGUCCUCGUUUCUGCAGAGGCAUCCACAAUCGCACGAACUGGUGAAUUGGAGACGGCUUUCUCAAACUGGUUGAAAUGGUUCUGGGAGAGCAGCCGAAGAUAGAAAUCUGUAUAUCCUAAUGCAGUGAUACUACUAAAAUGCAAGUCAUGGUUGGAGGCUCGGCUUGUUUAUGUUUUAUCUACAUCUCGGUGUAUUCACUGAAAAGCAGACAUUAAAACUCAGCUCGAUUGAUUGAAAAUUGGCAGCUCUGCUUAUGCCAUUUUGGCUUAUUAAAAAAUAUCAGCAGCUCUGCUUGUAAUCCAUUAUAGUGUGUAGUUUUGCUGUAUAGUUGUAGUUCGUUCCCUUUGCAGGGGGAAGAAGAAGAAGAAGAGUCAUGAUCAUUGUAGGGAUGUGUAGCCUUGAAUAAAUCCCAGGCUUGUACCAUUUUCCUUAUUGUGAAAUAUAUUUGCUACUAUAUUGUCAAUAAUGCAUGGUUCUUUGUUUUGCA